AUGGCGCCAGCCCUCCUCGGCCCUCCCGUGAUCCGCGGUGCCCGCCCGACGCUCGCGGCCGCCGACGCCGACGCCGAGGCCCCCGCGUCCCACCCCUUCCUCGACCUCCUCGACGCCGGCUUCAACGACGACGCGCCCGCCAAGGCGGGGCUGCCGCCCAACAAGACGCGCACCGAGAACGGCUCCGCCACCUACGCGGCCUCCGGCAACCCCUGCCUGGACCUCUUCUUCCAGGUGGUCCCGGGCACCCCGCCGGACCGCGUGCGGGGGCUCGUGGCGGCGGCCUGGGCGAGCGACCCGCUCACGGCGCUCCGGCUCGUCGCCAACCUCCGCGGCGUGCGCGGCACGGGCAAGUCCGACCGCGACGGGUUCUACGCCGCCGCGCUCUGGGUGCACGGCCGCCACCCGCGCACGCUCGCCUGCAACGUCCCGGCCCUUGCGGAGUUCGGCUACCUCAAGGACUUCCCCGAGCUACUCUACCGCCUCGUCCACGGCGCCGACGUCCGCGCGGUCGCCAGGGCCAGGGCCGACGCCGAGAAGGGCCGCAGGGCCUUCAAGGUCCGCGUCGCGCAGCUGGCCAAUCGGAGGCGGCGCCGCGCCGGCGAGAAGACCAUGUCCAAGCGAGGCAGGAAGGCGGCCGCCGUGGCCCCGGUGGAGACCGACGAGCCUGAGCAGGCGAUGGAGGUGGAGCAGCAGAGGCCCGAGGCGAUGGAGGUGGAUCUGGAUCAGAAGACGCCGCUGCAGGAGGCGGCGGAUCAAGACGCGGUGCCAUCGCCAAUGAAGGAGGAGGUGGCCGCGACCGCGACUGCGACGAAGAAGAAGGUCACCAAGAAGGUGCUGAAGGUGGCCAAGCUCGCCGUGCAGUCGCUGGAGAUGUACUACGGCGACCGCGCCUACCGCUUCCUGUUCGACUGCGUGGCCGACUUCUUCGCCGACCUCCUCGCCUCCGACCUCAAGCAGCUCGCGCCCGGCGGCAAGAAGAGGAAGAUCGGGCUCGCGGCCAAGUGGUGCCCCACGCCGGGCUCGUCGUUCGACCGCUCGACGCUGCUCUGCGAGGCCAUCGCCCGCCGCCUCUUCCCGCGCGACUCCACCCCCGACUACGUGGGCCUGUCAGAGGAGCACUACUCCUACCAGGUGCUCCACCGUCUCCGCCGCGAGGUGCUGGUGCCGCUGCGCAAGGUCCUCGAGCUCCCCGAGGUGUACAUGAGCGCCCAGCGGUGGUCCGAGCUGCCCUACACCCGCGUCGCCUCGGUGGCCAUGAGGCGCUACAAGGCCCUGUUCAAGAAGCACGACGACGUGCGCUUCGGCAAGUACCUCGAGGACGUGGCGGCGGGCAAGGCCAAGAUCGCGGCCGGCGCGCUCCUGCCCCACGAGAUCGCCGCCGCGGCCUACCGCGGCGAGAAGGACGACGUGUCGGAGCUGCAGUGGCGCCGCAUGGUGGACGACCUCCGCAAGAAGGGCUCGCUGAGCAACUGCAUCGCCGUCUGCGACGUGUCCGGGAGCAUGAGCGGCACGCCGAUGGAGGUGUGCGUCGCGCUGGGCUUGCUCAUCUCGGAGCUCAGCGAGAAGCCGUGGGCGGGUAGGGUGAUCACCUUCAGCCACAGUCCGGAGAUCCACAUGAUCAAAGGGAAAACCCUCCAGGAGAAGCUGAGGUUCGUGCAGCGGAUGGAUUGGGGAUAUAACACCAACUUCCAGGCGGUCUUCGACCGCAUCCUCCGCACGGCGGUGGACGCCCAGCUGCCACGGGAGAAGAUGAUCAGGACCGUGUUCGUGUUCAGCGACAUGGAGUUCGACCAAGCAUCGGCGAACCGGUGGGAGACUGACUACGAGGCCAUCUGCCGCAAGUUCCAGGACGCCGGGUACGGCGACGUGGUGCCACAGAUCGUGUUCUGGAACCUGCGGGACUCGCGCUCCACGCCCGUGACGUCGACGCAGCCAGGGGUCGCCAUGGUGAGCGGGUUCUCCAAGAACUUCGUCAAGCUCUUCUUGGAGAACGACGGCGUGGUGAACCCGGAGGCUGUCAUGAAUGCAGCGAUCGCCGGCGAGGAGUACCAGAAGCUUGCCGUGUUUGAUUGA
This is a messenger RNA of Panicum virgatum (switchgrass), 2076 nucleotides long. RefSeq lists its product as uncharacterized. The record is from RefSeq and is a predicted model, not a curated record. The coding region runs from base 1 to 2076 and encodes 691 amino acids. NCBI's taxonomy places the organism in Eukaryota, Viridiplantae, Streptophyta, Magnoliopsida, Poales, Poaceae. The transcript has 2 exons.